Messenger RNA from Ostreobium quekettii, 1230 nucleotides. Lineage: Eukaryota; Viridiplantae; Chlorophyta; Ulvophyceae; Bryopsidales; Ostreobiaceae. The record is from the annotation of a GenBank genome assembly.
AUGGCCAAGAAGAGGGCGCGCGGCGGCAGGAAGGCGGGUGGGAACUGCGACCCGGCGGAGGAGCAUGCGGCACUUCGCGAGGAGGCGGUGGACGGGCGCCAGGACGAAGACGAGCUGUUCGAUGCGCUGAUCGACGGGCUGUACGAGAAGCGGGCCGCCACGCGCCUGAGCGCCCUUAACGGGCUCGCACGGCUGCUGGCCUCCGGUGUGCGUCUCGAGGAGUGCGUCGCGCGGGAGGAGACCCUGUCUCGAUUGCUGCUCAACAGCGUCCGACGAGGCACGGGCACGGAGGCGACCUUGGCGGCUCGCGGCUUGGGCUUGCUGAUCAUGACCCUGGGACUCGAGGACGGGGCCGAAAGGGUGUGGACAGAGACGGGGGACACGCUGAUGAAGUGCGCUGGCAACAAGCUAAUGGCAGUGGAGCUGCGAUGCAGUUCGCUGGACACAUAUUCUAUCGCGUCUUUCAUUGUGGAGAACGACCCUCUGUCUACUCUGGAGUCCAUGGCAAGGCUGGCCUCGCUGUGGAAUGCUGAUUCCCACGCUGUUCGAGAGUGUGCCAUCCGUGGUUGGACACUGCUAGGCAGCACGCUCUCCGCCCACCUGAUGGAAGAUAGCUUCUACAGCAUGGUGGAGAGGUUGACGAAGCUUCUGGAAGACCCUGCGGUGGAUGUGCGUCGGGCUGCCAGCGAGGCUGUGGCUCUGUUGCACGCCUUUGGCCUGGAGCUGGAGUCUGAUGACACGGACUCCAGUGACAGCGAGUCGUCGGUGGCCAGCAACAGCACAGGCUGGAGCAGGUUUUCAGGCAUCGACUGUGCGAUGGACAGGAUGAAGGACCUGGCUGGCCCAAAGGGCCAGGUCAAGAGGAGGUCAAAGAGGGACAGAGCAGCCAUGAGGUCGACCUUCAGGGAGGUCUGCCAGUUUGUUGAGGAUGGCAUUGUGGCAGAGGCUAGAAUCAAGCUGAAGGCCACAGUGCUGGUGGUGGACGACCUGCCUGGCCUUGUGCAGCUCAGCUUCAUCCGCAAGAUUCUGGCCGGGGGUUUUCAGGCCCACCUGAAUGGCAACGAGCUGCUGCAUCGGGUAUUUGGCUACUCGCCUGGCAAUGGGGCUGCUCCGAAAAUGACAAAGUCAGAGAAAAGGAUGUUCAAGUCUCCGCAGUCGGAUGCCACGAGGAUGAGGACGCAGUUGCGGAGGAACGAUUAUGACGCCAAAAUGCAGAUGCUGGAGGGCUGA